This is a messenger RNA of Homarus americanus (American lobster), 1865 nucleotides long. It is a transcript of the gene Dnali1, whose product is annotated as 33 kDa inner dynein arm light chain, axonemal-like. NCBI's taxonomy places the organism in Eukaryota, Metazoa, Arthropoda, Malacostraca, Decapoda, Nephropidae. Gene Ontology annotation, molecular function: dynein heavy chain binding. The transcript is spliced from 7 exons. Gene Ontology annotation, cellular component: axoneme; filopodium. The record is from RefSeq and is a predicted model, not a curated record. Bases 22 to 870 code for a protein of 282 amino acids.
AGUGUCUCCUCCUCGUGAGCUAUGACAGAUAAUAAUAAAGUUAAUUCCCUUGUGAAGUAUGACACACCUGUUCUUGUCACAACGAAAAAGAAAAAUGAAAAAGAUCAAGUACCUCACUUGACAAUGAAAGAUGGCAUCCCUACUGACGCAUCAGAGGUGAGCAGCACUAGCGCCCCAGGUCUGAGCGGCCCCCUGCCCACCGGAGGACCCUUGGGCACAACCCCGGCCACCAGACUCGUUCUCCCGCCCCUACAUGAGCUACGUAAGAAGGAGACAGAGGAGAUCCUCAACUUGAUCCUCCCUCCCAGGGAGUGGGAGGAGGAAGGUCAGCUAUGGGUGCAGUCUGUGUCGACGACCCCGGCAACCUCAGUGGACGUACAGCAGCUUCAGGAACAGCUGGACCUUCGCCUUCAGGAGCAAGCAGCCUUCGAAACCGGUAUCUGUCCCGUCCGCCGCCAGCUGUACACCCAGUGCUUUGACGAGCUGAUACGACAAGUGACUAUCAACUGUGCUGAGCGUGGGCUGCUGCUCUACCGGGUAAGGGACGAGAUCAGGGAGACACUUGACGCCUACCAGCGCCUGUACACCUCCUCCUGUGCCUACGGCGUCAGAAAGGCCCUCAUGGCGGAGGAGCACAAGGUGAAGGUGGGUGCCCGCUGUGACGAGCUGCGCACGCAGGUCGGGGAUAUGGAGGCACGGGCGGCAACACUCCGUCAGGAGAUAGAUCAACUGCAGACAGAAGCUCAGGAGGCCAGGAAGGCGGAAGCAGAUAAGCAUGAGGAAACCAAGACGGUGCAUCAGUCGCGGAUAGAGAUACUUAAGAAGAAACUAGAAGGCAUCAUUAAGCAGGCAACUCAACCCAAGAAGUAAACUGUCAUAAUUUUGUUAUAUUAUUCCAGGUAUUUAUUUAUCAUUUCAUUACUUAUCAGCAUACUAGCCGUUCGGGCGGUUGGUCUAUUCUUUGUCACUUUGUUAUGACCUUUAUUGUCCAGUGUUAGUACAUGAAACGUUAUUACUGUACAUGCAAGCGGAAUUCCCGGAAAAAUCUACCAUGUUUAGUUGGGUCACACUAGCUAACGCCUUUCUCACACGUGUCUCUGACCGAGGAUUGAACUCGAGACACACAAGUGGAGUUUUCAUAACAGUUAAAACAGAUAAGUUACAGAUAGUAAUAAAUUUCACAGCCAAAGAGUUUAUUCUGUUAAUCAUAUUAUGGUUCACCGUUCGUUCAUGUUGACGACAUGCUGGCUUCCAUGUUUGUGCCGGACUUUCCAAAUAGAAGUAGUAAGGUGCAUGCUCAUAUUUCCAGAUAUCCCCAAAGAUAUUGUACGCUUUAUUGUAUGAACUUCCCGUUUUAUGAAUGCCCAUGGAACUUUUUUUUUACUGUUAUCCUCUUCGCCACUGAUCGGCUCGUUAGCCGCUUGGACUGUUGGUCACGUCUCUGUUACGCACUGUUGGCAAGUAUUGGGCAUGUACAGUACUGGUUCCUUGCUAGGAUGACAAGGCGGGAUGUCACUCAUCAUAAUCUGAUCGUCUCCAGGUAUUGGACUUCCGUGGCAGAGACAGUUCAUGAUGACUAGCUCAUGGUUGCUUUGAAUGGAGUUGGCACUGCUCUCUUCGAUCCUCGCCUAAGCGGGUUAAAAUUCAUUGCCCCCCCCCCUCCACAAAAAAUAAAUAAAUAAAUAAAUACACAAAAUAAAAAAUAAAUAAAAAUAGAGGAAAACACAGAGAUUUUAUGAAAACAUUUACUCGAGAGGUGGGCAAUGUCUAACAUAAGGACAGAACCAGACAAUGUGAUGUAGUCGUGGCCAGAAUUAGGUGAGGAUACAGACACAUCUGGCAAGUUAGUAACGCUGUACCCAUAC